Molecule: messenger RNA, 4231 nt
Organism: Leguminivora glycinivorella
Lineage: Eukaryota; Metazoa; Arthropoda; Insecta; Lepidoptera; Tortricidae
Product: protein ABHD18
Exons: 10
Coding region: 151-1854 (567 amino acids)
Source: RefSeq, a predicted model, not a curated record
AAAAAUAUUUAUUGUGUUGACACCACAUUCCUCUCCCCAUCUAAAAAUGUGUAUAAUGUGUUGACACCGGCCAUGCACGGGACAGCAACCGCAAAUAUCAUCAAGUAAUCGUGUAAUAAUCUCAAUAUCCAAUCUACUUAUACCACAAAAAUGUCAGCGAGUAGAUUGGAUGCAGUUUAUCGCAGUAUACUUAUUACAAAAUUUUUCACUAAAGGAUGGGGAAAGCCUGAAAAUUUACGUCGGUUAUUCGAGUUCAGAAAAGUAGUAUCGAACCGAGAUGAAUGCUUCAAGCUCAUUGAGAGAGACUAUGCAGUUACAAUCACUAAGGAACAAAAACUGUCAGACUGCACCCUACUGGAAGGGUACUUUAUAUCCCCCCUGCACCGCUACCUGCCCGGGAUAGUUCCGGAGGUGGCUCAGAAGGCCCAUUUCCAAGUGCUGCUACCCAUCCAUUGGCCGGAGAAGGGAGUCAAACCCAUGUGCUUGCAUCUAGCUGGUACUGGUGACCACUUCUUCUGGCGGCGCCGAAAUCUCAUGGUGAAACCGCUCAUCAAAGAAGCUGGUAUCGGCGGCAUCAUCCUCGAAAACCCCUUCUACGGCCUCCGGAAACCGAUGGACCAAGUGCGCUCAUCUCUCCACAACGUGUCAGACAUAUUCGUGAUGGGCGGCUGCCUGAUCCUGGAGUCACUAGUGCUGUUCCACUGGUGCGAACGCAACGGGCUUGGUCCUCUCGGCGUGACCGGCCUGUCUAUGGGCGGUCAUAUGGCGUCGCUGGCAGCUACAAAUUGGCCGAAACCCCUGGUGCUGGUACCGUGCUUGUCCUGGUCAACCGCCUCCGCUGUAUUCCUACAGGGUGUCAUGUCACAAUCAAUAAACUGGGACCUACUCGAAGACCAAUACCUCUCCGAUGGCGAAUACCGAGAGAAACUCUCUAAAAUGGUGACCAUCGUCGACGAGGCUUUCCUAGCAGGAAAGAAAUUCGCACAGACCUACCAUCCCGCCACCCACCCUGUAUCAACCACAGUCGACACGGCUAAAAAACUAGACAUAACAUAUAAAGAGAAAAAAAUGGAAUCAGACAUUGUAGAUAUAACGAAAAAUAUCGUGGAUUUAAAUAAAAAUGUGCCAAAGAAAGAAACGAAACCCUUUACUAGAGAAGCUUUGAUUCAGGAGUUGCAAAGUUUGCUAGAUGAUAAUAAAAUUAGUGAUCAGUUGUAUGAGAAGUUGCUAUCGAAUGACAAGUUUGAGUUGCUGCCGCAGGAUAUUGAGGAUAUCAAUAAGUUGACGGAGGAGAAAAUUAAUGAGAUUUUGAUGAAGUGUAAAAUUGCCGACUUAAGAACAACAGGAAUCGUCGACAUCAAUACAGACCCACCCAAAACCGAGCAAACCCAGCCCAUCCUAAAACCGCCAACCCAACUAGAAGCGGUCCCAGAGCCCAAAAUAGCUAAAAACAAAUCCUGGACCGUAUCUGAGAUAACUUCAGAUCUAUGGUCGAAUUUGCCCUUUUUGAAAAGUAAGAGUGAGAAGAAGAUAGACUGGAGUAAAGUGCAUUGGAGGGACAGAGAGGCAUUGCAGUUUAUGAGGGGCAUCAUGGAUGAGUGCACGCAUUUAAGUAACUUCUCUGUGCCGUAUGAUACUUCGUUGAUUAUUGCUGUAUGCGCGAAACACGACGCGUACGUCCCCCGCGACGACGUCGGCACACUAGAGGAGAUCUGGCCCGGCGCCGAGGUGCGCUACGUGGACGCGGGCCACGUGUCCGCCUACAUCCUGCACCAGUCGCUCUUCAGGGCGUGCAUAAAAGAAGCAUUUGAAAGGUCGAAGAAAAAAUGGAAAGACGGGAAACAUGUUAACUGACGAUAGCUUUUGCUCAAACUAGAACUACAUAGUCUCAUCAGUAGGAAAAAUUACUGUGCCAACUAAGGCCCUCGCCACACGGAGUCGUGACCUAAAAGACGCGUAAGUGUAAGUAACUGUAAGCCCUGAGCGGAAGCUAUGCAGCUACUCAGGACACUUGUGUGAACUUUAGUUGUUUGAUAUUCAUGCCCCACCACGCUCCACGCCAAAUAUGAGCGUGUUCUCAGGCUUUACACUAAAUGUAUUGUAAUACGAGCGUAGAACGAGAGCGCUACGAGAACGAACAAGUUCAGACAACGCAAAAGAAGCGUCGUCAUAGAAUUGUAUGAGAUUACUUUCGUCCUAGCGACAGGCUUACAGUGCGACAUACAGCCUAGCAAUAAAAGAGUACAGACACUUACGCAACCAAGAACUCUCCUGGUUGGCUCUCGUGAACUUUGCUCAGAUGCCAGACAACCCACUGGGCGGGUUAUCGCCAUAUAAGCUGGUGGCUAUAAAUAACGUCCUGUUUCUGACAUUUUUGCCUAGUAGUGAACGUGUUAAAAUGUGCCACCAUCGUCGUGUCAUCCCUUUCUUAUCAAUAUUUGUGAAACGAGAAGAGAGAGAGAUGUUGCCACUUUUUAAUUUCUUAUUUGCCAGGAUCUAAAGUAGAAUAUGACUGAGGGCGCCACAUGUAACGUAACUGUCACGUUAUUGACAUAGAAUACUUAAAACAUGGAAACAAAAUUGUACGUAAAAAGGGAUAAUUCUAUUUUAUGACACACUGUAGCGUAAAAAGCUUAAAACAACGUGUCACGAAUACUGCUUAUAUAACGUUUGGUGCCAAACUACGGGUCUCGUGCUAGUAACGGUUUUACGAUACACUUACGUUCCAGGCGAGGGUUCAACUGAGCAAAGUUAAUCUAAUCUUAUGAAGUGAUAGUAAAGUUUAACUAAGGCGAGUUGUGACAACGAAAACUUGUCAAUAUGGCAAAGUUAAACACCUAGCUUUUGGAUACCCAGUCGUCACUUGCCGCUCCGGUGUGCGAGCGAGACACACGCAUGUGACUACCUCGCUCCCACCCCUUCACUUUCUGUUCAUAUCGGUGCAAAUCUAGCUUAAAAGCAAACUUACUUUUAAACUAAUCGGUAAGCAAAGAAACAUAUUUUCAUACUAAAGCUGUAGCCAUAAAAAGUGUGAUAAAAAUACGAAAAAUUAUACAAUAGGAUAGAUUCUUUGAUUAAUGUAGACGUGUGAUAGCUAGCGAUCGGUAACGUCUUAAUUUCAUGAGUUCAUGACACUUGACAGCCUGGUAGCGUAAAAGUAAAGUAAGGUUGAUGAAGUAGACUGUCAAUAUUUAAUAGUCAUUUAAAUAUCAUUAACCUAAAUUACUUUACUUUACAAAUUCCGCUAAUAUUGUUACCAGUCACUAGCUGAUAGCUUUACAUGUAUAAGAAAAUGUACAAAUUAGAAUUAACGUGAGCUUAUGAAUGUCUGCCUAUUUAACAAUAAUUAUUAACCCCUUAUUCAUAAACGUUCACUAAAGUUAUCAAGCCAAUAAAGUUCGUUUGUCCCUUUCUAUCACAGUGAUACGUCGGAAAGGGACAAACGAAAUUUAUCGGCUUGAUAACUGAUAACUAAUAUUUCUCUCGCUCAAUGUCUAGUUGAUAAUGAACCUUGUAACCAAACCUUAAGGUGUGAAAUCGAACACUGCUUUAGUUUGAAAUUUUAACACCUUUUACACUAUUAAGGCUUAUUUCCACGGCGUGCGAACUUGCAUACUAUGUUAGUUACAUUGCACACCAAUAAAAUACCGCAGUGUACUGAAACACAUACGAUUUCACGCACCGUGUAAGUAGGCCCUUAGUAAAGUCAAUAUUGUAUUUUUGGUUCUGACUAUAUCAUGUGAUUUUUAAGCCAAUUUUGGCGUUUUAAACAUAUUCGAUGUUUUAUUAUAAAAUCGAUGCCUGUAUUGGCUAAGUGUAAAAAGUCAGUGUAUGCUGUGGCAUAAACAUAUUAUUUAUGAAUGGGUUAACCCACCUUGAUGUUAUUUGUCAAGUAACUAAUGAUUUAUUAUAAUUAAAAAGCCGGGCUGCAUAUUGCACAUAGCCAAUAAUGGAUAAAUAAAAAUGCCUUAUUUUUAUACAUAUCUGACUAAUUUCAAGGUACAUUUUACGUGUGUGAAAACAAAGCUUUCGCGUUUUUGUGAGACAAUUCUAGUUAUUUACACUUAUUUAUUUCGUCCCAAUAGUGCAUGGGCCUUAUUUUAUUAUACUUAGUGCUCUUCUGAUACCGUUAUGCUUUUCAUAGUUUUAUUACAACACAAGUGUAGAUAGUGUAUUCUUUUUUUGAGAUACGACGUUAUAAUUUUUAUAAUAAAUAUUGUUUUAUGGUUAA